UGACCACCAUAUUAUACUGCCCGCAUUAUUAUUUCAAUCGACUAUGAAAACAGACUAUACCAUGAUACGGACGGUUCUCGCGUUGUCAGUCCUGUGUACCGUGGCGCAAUGUUCAGUCGAACAUGGAAAUGCAGUGUUGCCAGUAACGGCGGUGCAGGAAGGACCGGUACUAGCCGCCAGCUCCCAAUACUUUGAGAGGACAUUCAAUCGUUUAGUACUACCACCUCCAGCACUAGAACCUGUGAUUCCAGUAGCACCUUCACCUCCAGUGAUCGUCCAACCGGGUCCCAGUGCAGCUGUGCCUGUUGUACCAGUCCACCCUACUUUACCAGCUCCGGUGCAACCAAAUGUAGCAAUAGCAGUAGCGACUGCUCAUGCAGCGGCUCCAGUCGCCACUAUUCUACUUCCUCCAUAUCCCUUUGGCCCACCGCCGACAAUAGGUUUCAUACCACCUCAGCCACCAAUAAUUGUGCCCGAAGACGAUCGAAAAGAAUCUACAACUCAACCUACAACUAAAACUAAAAUGCAAACAACGCCAAGAGAUACAGAAUCGACCACUCCUCUGCCAGCGCCGUCAGAUAACAGCUUCGCGCAAGCUCUUCCUUCAAACGAAAAUGUUAAUUUCAGACAAUAUUACGCACCACCGGAAACUGCUGUCUUGCCACUGACUCCACCUAAACCGAAACCUCAGAAGCUGAAGACGUCAGUAGAAAUAGUGCCAGUGCCGUUACAAUACAUUGCUCCUCCGCCCUUAGUCCAGCAUGCACCGUUGAAAGCAGUUAAACAUGUACAUACUUUCGUCCCAUCGAAGAUUAUUAUCAGACCUGUAUCUGCUCCCUUAAUAAUAAGAACCGUCAGGAGGCCUGUACGUGUAAUAAGGCGAAAAGUACCCCUUACAGCCAGAAUUAGCAGUCCCCAAAAUCGUAGACCUACCCCUAGAGAUGUUGAACCUACAACAUUCAGCCCUUUCAUAAGGCCUAGUACUAAGCCACCGAGAGUAUAAUAAUAAUACACUUGCGCUGUCUCAUCGCACUUGUUAAAAUUACACAUGUAAAUAUGAUUAGUGAUACUUACCUUAUGUAAAUAAAUAUUUAUAUUUUUGUA
This is a messenger RNA of Plodia interpunctella (Indianmeal moth), 1104 nucleotides long. RefSeq lists its product as uncharacterized. The transcript has 2 exons. Bases 44 to 1003 code for a protein of 319 amino acids. NCBI's taxonomy places the organism in Eukaryota, Metazoa, Arthropoda, Insecta, Lepidoptera, Pyralidae. The record is from RefSeq and is a predicted model, not a curated record.